GUUGGGUGCUCUCAGGCACAGAGGAGCGUGCAGGACGCAGAUGAGCGACGCGGUGAUUCGGUGACACAUGUCCGCCUGAGCACGCUCUCACUGCGGCUUCCACUCUCCAUUCACCGGAGGUUGGCCACAGAGGAGGGGGAGGCUGGACACUGGGACGCUGAGAGACGCUCCAGCAGCAGCGACCACGAUUAAGCAACCGAGGCAGCUCUGGAGAGACCGGGGAGCUCAGGCACUGCUGAUCGGAGAUUUCCUCUUGUGUGACUGAGGGUUUUUGUCCCUACCGGGCCGCCGUAGCCAUGGGAGAGAAUGUGUCCAAGCGACUGAAGCUUAUCACGUCUUCGGAGGCGGAGAUGGAGGAGCGCUCGUUUCCAAACCGCUUCCCUGACUGGGACCAGCGGGCCGUCACCUCCAACUCAGGAGCGGACGUAGAUUACAAUGAUCCGUUUGACGAAGAGGGAAAGGUGAACACAGCAUUCCAGAAUAAAGUCCAGAAUAAGAUCAAAGAUCUCCUCCAGCAGAUGGAGGAGGGCCUGAAGACUGCUGACCCACAUGACUUCUCCACCUACACUGGCUGGACAGGUAUUGCCUUGCUGUACCUGCAGCUGCACCGGGUGUCCCAGGAGGCCUCCCACCUGCAGAGGGCACUUGACUAUGUGAAGAGGGCCAUGAGGAUCCUGAAUAGCCGCAAAGUAACGUUCCUGUGUGGCGAUGCAGGGCCACUGGCAGUCGGCGCGGUGGUCCAUCACAAACUCAACAACACUGCUGACAGCAAAGACUGCCUCUCUCGACUCCUCCAGCUGCAGAGGUCAGUGCUGAGUCCAGACUCUGAGAUGCCAGACGAACUGUUGUACGGCCGGGCUGGCUACCUCUAUGCUCUGCUCUACAUUAACAAAGAGAUCGGAGCUAACACGGUGGAUGACAGCACCAUUACAAAGGUGGUGACGUCCAUUGUGGAAUCGGGGAAGACCAUGUCCGCAGAUCAAAAGAAGACAGAACGCUGUCCCCUGCUGUAUGAAUGGCACAAAAAGCAGUACAUCGGUGCUGCUCAUGGCCUCGCAGGAAUCUAUUACACACUCAUGCAGCCAGAAGCAAAGGUCCCAGCAGACAUCCUAUCUGAGUUGGUGCGUCCCAGCAUUGACUAUGUCCGCCACAAGAAGUUUCGCUCGGGGAACUUCCCAUCCUCCCUGAGCAACGAGAGCGACCGCCUGGUCCACUGGUGUCACGGAGCACCUGGGGUUGUCCAUAUGCUCAUCAUGGCUCAUAAGAUCUUCAAAGAGGAGAAGUACUUGAAGGAAGCUGCAGAAUGUGCAGAGGUGAUCUGGCAUCGCGGCCUGCUCAGAAAAGGCUACGGCAUCUGUCACGGCACCGCGGGCAAUGGCUACACCUUCCUUACUCUAUACAAGAUCACCAAGGACAAGAAAUACCUGUACCGGGCCUGCAGGUUUGCUGAGUGGUGUUUGGACUAUGGCACCCACGGCUGUCGCAUCCCAGACAGACCCUACUCUCUUUUUGAAGGUAUGGCAGGGGCCAUCCACUACCUUUCAGAGAUGGCGAGCCCUGAAACUUCCUGUUUCCCUGCCUUUGAACUUUGACCUGGCCACUGACAGGACUGAGGGCGGUGAAGGGGGCCAGGGACCAACUGUUUUACUGAAACACUGAGCAAGGAUAUAUUUGUGUUAUAGCUUUCAACUGUGGUCAUCAUUGAUUAGUUAAAAAACUGGACUGAGGCUGAAUGAAGAUGAGACAGUAACUGGGCGAAGUGCAAAUCAAAGAAAUAUCCAGAAAGAUGAAGGGAAGAUUUUCCUUUUGGACAAAACUACAGGUUGAACCUUUUUUUCGAUCCAAGCAAAACAAAAGCAGCGAAUGGAUCGGACAGGAUGGUGUGGAUUGAUGAUUCCCCUCUUCAGGAUGGGCCCCUGCUUCCUGUGGGCCUAUCAUAGGAACUAUGCGGGUCCCGUGUCGUCCUCCUGCAGUGCACUGUGUUAUAGUAAAGACAUGGACCCCAUGAGCCCCCUUCACACCAAUUCUAUUGUUGCCAGGUGGCACAGACACAGAGGAACACUCUCUUAGCCCACAGCCUUUAAUAUCGUUGCACUGAGGCCAAGAAUGAGGGUCUGGGUCUGUAUGUGUCCGUGUGUGUGUCUGUCUGUGUGUAUCUGUGUGUUUGUGUACUUUUGUCUUUGUGAGGACAAGUUUGACUAUUAGACCCUACAUAGAGGACAUUUUUGCUUGUCCUCACAGUCUGCCACAUAGUUAAAUGGCUGUCAGAGGGUUAAAGGAAUAGUUCACCAAGAAAUUAAAAUUCACUCAUUAUCUACUCACCCCUAUAAGUGGUUGAAGUGUUUGAGUCCACAAAAAACUGUUGAGGUAGUAACAGCGUAGCUUAUUAGUGACUUAUCUUUAGACGUAAUAAAAAAUUAAAAUAAAACCUACAUGCCUCAAUACUGCUCAUGGGGUGUCAUAUGAGACUGGAAGCCCCGACAUUCAUAAUAGACAUGAAACAUGCUGUUUCAAGCCUAAAAGUGCAACAGAAGUGCCUGAGCGGGUGUACAUUGGCCUUUUCGACGCUCCCUGAAUCCUCGGAAGAUAUCGGAGCGCAUUUAGGCUAAAAACAGGCUGAAAAUGAUACAGUUUUAGCGUAACAAUUAGGUUAGGUAAGGGAAGGGAAACUGAGCCUGUCUCCUCUGGAUAUUCACAGGAGGUGCACUGUCCUUCCCCUUGGAUGCUACCUCCUCUGGUCCAAGGGACGCUGACAAGGACGACUAUGUCUACUGGCAUAGCGAACUGUGGUCCACUCCUCAUCAUCAAAAAUAGUCAUUAUUGAGAAUCAAGUUGAGGUCGGGGGGAGGGUUAUAAUAAGAAGAGAGGCCUUAUGUCAAUGAGUGUCCUCAGAAAGAUAGAAGUAGAAGUGUGUAUGUGUAUGACUGUGUGUUUUGAUAUCUCUGCCUCUGCAUGCUCACUGUUGAUGCUUUAUGAUCCCUCAUAUCUCAGUGUCAGUGUGGUGAUUUCUCCUCUUUCUGUAUUUGUAGGUGUGCUGUUGCAGUUUACUGGGUAUUUGUCACAUUGUGGGAAAGUGAAGAAAACAUUCUCCCAUCAUUCAUUCUAUUGAGAAACCAGCUUUGUGUGGAGAUGACUACAAAUGAGUGUGAAGGCUGCUGGGUCCCAACGUAAAGAAAGUCAAACAUUAACUGUCAGUUUACAACACUGAUCAUAUGAGGAUGCUAUUAAGACUCGAUUGCUAACAGUAGCACAGAUUCAAGCAGCAUUGCUUCUUGCGUGUUGUUUGAGUACGUGCUGAGUCAUGAGCAGAUCAUGCACACUCACUGUUGUGUCUGUUCCACAUUAUCCAACAGAGGGCAGUGUGAUUGGUGUCUUUCCUUUAAGGUUUGUAAUGGUGGUGAUAACAUUUGCUCAUAUUGUGAAAACUCACAAUUUUCACUGAAGAAGAGAGUACACAAGUCAAAACAAACGCAUGAAAUAAGUUUAAUUUAAACUUAACAAAAUAAAAACUGAUGUUGUGAAGAAGCAUGUGAUUUUGGGAGUUCCAAACCAACAUUAACAUAAUUGCAUUCAGCUUCUCCAAGUUCAAAUUCCUUCAGUGUUCAUGGUUCAAGACAUUUUAAAUAAAAGUUGGACUAUAGGUACUAGUUAAAAUACCUUUUGUUUCUAUUGAUAUAACAUCUGCAGAAACCUGGUGAGGUAAGCUUCUAGCUUACAGCAUGCAUUAGCUCUUGCUUUGGUAUCAGUGCAUUUUGAAAAUAAAUUCAUCACUGGUUGGUAUUGUUACUCAUGAUUUUGGGUACAAAAUAUUAUGACGUGAUGGAUAAAAAUUUACAGCGAGGAAGAGUCAAGGUUUUCACUUUGUCAGUGUUAUUUCACAGGUAAAGGAACAAUCUUUAAAGUUUUGCAACCAUAAGAUUCUAAUCCUGUUUUCUUUCGCAAAUACCGCUCGCUUAAGUUCCUUUUUUUACUUCUACUGAUCUAAUGCACAUGAACAGCUGAGGAACUUGACAUCUGCUUUGUGUACGUUCAUGGAGUUCUGCUGAAAAUAAACUAGACAUGGAGAUGUUGAAGCGUAUUGGCCUAUAAAUAAUUAGGCCACACCCUAACCCUAACCCUAAGAUAUGUAUGCCCCAACUUAACUAUUGUGUUUAUCACAUAUAGGAACAAGACCGGAGGCGGGGUGUACAGUAUGCACAGUCUUAUUAAUAGUUAAGAUUGUUGACUCAAAUACAUUUUGGUUCUGAUCAUUACAUUAGUGUAACACCACUGGAAUAUUAUGUUAGGCAUAGUUUGAUGUUUUAAGUUAUUUUUGUUAGCAGACAUGUUUAGACCCACAUCAACACCCCAAAGUAAAGUUAGAAUUACUGCUCUGAGUUUAGAUGGUUGCCAUGGUUUCAACAUGGAGUUGAAAUUACGCCUGUACAUAAUAUCCAAUAAUUCCGACAGCACAUGGAUGCACAUAAAUGCCUAAUUCUCUUGCAUAGAUCUUGUCAUGAAUUUCAUUGCAUGAGGAUAAUGUGACGUGUUAAACCAUGUCGGUGUUUCUAGGUUCCUUGGUCCAGUUUUGUGGGUUUGAUGGUGAAUCGUGUCCUGGUCCCAGCAGAAGGGGGCAUCAGAACAGAUGUGUUCAGUGUUUGACCUUUGCCCCUGUCUAUGUAUUUGAUUUGAGCCUUGUUGUCAUUAUAUGAAUGAGUAUGUUUCUUAAGUCUUCAUUAAGCUUGUUUGUCUUAAUUGUUCUUAUUGCUUUCUCUUUGGCUCAGACAGUGGGGAAUAAAAUGAGUAGAGUA
Molecule: messenger RNA, 4790 nt
Organism: Platichthys flesus (European flounder)
Lineage: Eukaryota; Metazoa; Chordata; Actinopteri; Pleuronectiformes; Pleuronectidae
Gene: lancl2
Product: LanC lantibiotic synthetase component C-like 2 (bacterial)
Exons: 10
Coding region: 297-1592 (431 amino acids)
Biological process (GO): carbohydrate metabolic process; peptide modification
Cellular component (GO): plasma membrane
Source: RefSeq, a predicted model, not a curated record